GAGUCGGUAUAAAGCAGAAAGCGGGUGUAAGAGAGAAAGAGAGAGAAGGGGCAUGAAAACGAGCGAGAUACCCAAAUCGCAGGGUCCGGUUCAGCUCGAUUAGGAAACACAACUGCAGAGGCCCAUCAGAUAAGGCGGCCUGCCGCUGUAUUCAAAGAACGUCAUCCUUGGGCGGAAAAUUGGGAAGGCAACUUACAAAACAUAAGCAAAGAUGAGACAUCUGAUGGUCUUAUCGACCUUUCUUCAGCUAGCCGGCGUCCUAGGAGCCGCUGAGAAGCUGCCGAGGCUGAAAUUCACCGUUAAAGACGCUGUCGGGUUUCACUUCCCCGACCCGGAGACUCACACCACGUUCUUUCACGAGCUGGGGACCGGCUCACUCUACGUGGGCGGGAGAGGCCUGCUCUACGUCCUGCAGUUCACGGAGUCCGAUGUGAAAACAACACAGAUUCCAGUGACUGUAAAUGAAAAAGCAAAGAUGACCUGUCUCUCCAAGCUGAAUGUACCGCAGUCAGAGUGUGAGAACUUCAUCACAGUGAUUCACAAAGUAAACAGCAGCCUCCUGAUCUGUGGGACAAACGCCGGCGCCCCCAAGUGUUGGUUAUUGGUCAAUGGGACAGAACUGACUGACAGUACCGCCAGCGGCCUGCAGGUGGUGCCAGCUGACAUCUCACCACCCUUCCCCUCGCAGCGCGUAGUCUCUCUCUCUGCAGAGGGCAGUCUCUACUCUGCUUUGUCUGCGGCGGGAUCGUUCAAUGGCUCACUCCGCAGGACCUACAGCCACAGGAAGUUGCUCAAGAACGAAGACAAGUGGCUGCAGAAUCCGCAGUUUGCCGGGUCUGCCCUGGUCCCAGGCAAUGAGAAACACAAGGAAGAGGCUUACUUCUUCUUCAGUGAGCUCAACAAGACAGCCAGCGUGGACGAAGAGCCUCACCGUGCGAGAAUAGGACGAGUCUGCAUGGUGGAUGAAGGAGGAGUCAGGAAUGCGCUCCCGGAUUCUUGGACCACGUUCCUGAAGGCGCGGGUGAUGUGCGGGGUCCCCUCCAAGCCCCAGCAGUUCAAUCAGCUCCGAGAGGCGUACGCGUUGACGGGCGAGAGGGGCGCUGCAGGAUUGCUCUACGGCAUCUUCUCAAACGCAUGGAACACCACUGUGGUCUGUGUCUACUCCAUCGGGGAAGUCAAUCAGGUCUUUCAGACCUCCAAACUGAAGGGCUAUAGCAACACUCUGCCAGCACAGCGACCUGGAACGUGCCUUUUUAAGAACACAACCAGCAGUCUGCCGUGGAAAAUCUUAGGGGUCAUUCGGGACCACCCAGAAAUGGAGGACCUGAUCUAUCCGCUGGGUCAACGGCCGCUGGACCUGCCGACCACUGACCGCUACACCAGGACCGUGGCCUCCAGCGUGCAAGGGGUUAACGAGGAGGUCUACAGCGUGCUGUACCUGGGCACAGACUCGGGGAAGGUGCUGAAGGUGCUGCACAGCAGCGAGGAGGCCUUCAUCAUCUCUCAGUACAGACUCUUCAGAGACGAGGCUGCUGUCACUGCCAUGGCUAUCGAUGACAGCACGGGCCACCUCUAUGUCGGAACCUCUCUGGAAGUGCGAAGGAUCCCGUUGGCUGACUGUGGUCGCUACGGCGACACCUGCAGGGGGUGUGUCCUCUCGCGUGACCCCUACUGCGGAUGGGAUUUGACCAAUCAGAAGUGUUCCCCCAUCCCGCGGGGAUACAACACCAGUGAUGGUGAUUUUCUCCAGAAUCUGGACUAUUCCAACGCCUCCAUCUGUGGAAAUGCUGCAGACCUCCAGCCCCAGAGAACCAGCCCCAGAGAAGUGAUCCUGGAUUCGGACAGCCCGAUCCUGCUUCCCUGCCCCGUGCGCUCCCAUCACGCGGUCUACACCUGGGAGAAAGACAACUGCAUCAAGAGCUACACCUGUCCCGUCACGGGAGAGUCCUGCCUCCUCGUCUCCACCGAAGACCUCCCCAUGGACCCGGGCGUCUUCCGCUGCUCCGCGCUGGAGGACGGCUUCAGGGAGGAGAUCGUGUCUUACAGGCUGGUCUUUAACAGCGCCCCCCUGUGGGCACCGUCUGCAGCACUGGCCGCGCUCUGUACAGCUUUGGGCUCUGCGCUAAUGUGGGUGUAAUACAGGGAUCGGAAUAAGACUCCUGUUGCAUAGCAGUUAGAUCCGUUCCUGGUUUUAUUAGGGGUUUAAUGAGACAGCCUGAGCUUGUUGCUAAGCUAAUUAUAUAUAUAUAUAUAUAUAUAUAUAUAUAUAUAUAUAUAUAUAUAUAUAUAUAUAUAUAUAUAUAUAUAUAUAUAUAGACACACACACACACAGCAGUGUGCACGUGUAUCAGAACACCCCAUUGCUUCUGUAAUUUUGAUUUGAUGUGUGUCUGAAAUCAAACCACUGGUACUGAAAAUCUUGGAAAAAUUGUCCAAACAGGCAAAUUAGCGACUGUCUAAUUGAAUUGAUGACUUUAAUAGGCAAUUCAUUUAAAACAGUAAAGAGAAAAGGAACACAGAGCCACACACGGUAAAACGCAGGAGACUUUUUAGAAGUGGUUUAAGACGCCUGAUUAAAGCACAGAGCGGUCCGACAUUUUCACACAGGAGUGUGUUUCUAUAUCCCUGAUUACUGAGCGGAGAUUGAAAUUCUCACACCCUGAGGUGUUUUCAUGCAGGCGGGUGUAUAGAG
This is a messenger RNA of Acipenser ruthenus (sterlet), 2692 nucleotides long. Its product is annotated as semaphorin-7A-like. Gene Ontology annotation, biological process: negative regulation of axon extension involved in axon guidance; semaphorin-plexin signaling pathway; negative chemotaxis. The transcript has 14 exons. The coding region runs from base 212 to 2137 and encodes 641 amino acids. Gene Ontology annotation, molecular function: chemorepellent activity; semaphorin receptor binding. The record is from RefSeq and is a predicted model, not a curated record. NCBI's taxonomy places the organism in Eukaryota, Metazoa, Chordata, Actinopteri, Acipenseriformes, Acipenseridae.